AUGGAACGGAUCAAGCAAGUUCAAGGAAUGGUUAUACUCAAUCACGAGUGCAGUGCUAUAAUCCAAAGGACAACUACACCUAAGAAACUGAGCGACCCGGGGUCGUUCACAUUACCUUGCUCGAUUGGACCUUUGACGUUCGGAAGAUGUCUCUGCGACGUGGGGGCAUCAGUCAGCUUAAUGCCUUCAGUUGUAGCCAAACGUCUUGGGUUUGAGAAAUUCGAACCCACCGACAUCCAACUAGUUCUGGCAGAUCGAACUACAAGGUUGCCAAGUGGAGUGUUGGAUAACUUCCCGGUCAAGGUAGGAUCAGUAGACGUACCAACCGACUUCGUGGUUUUGGAAAUGGAUGUAGAACCAAGGGAUCUGCUUAUCUUAGGACGAACAUUCCUAGCCACCAUGGGAGCAAUGAUAGAUGUGAGGAACGGGAAGAUCGAUCUGAAGCUCGGGGAAGACCUUACUAUGUAG
This is a messenger RNA of Camelina sativa (false flax), 468 nucleotides long. RefSeq lists its product as uncharacterized. The record is from RefSeq and is a predicted model, not a curated record. NCBI's taxonomy places the organism in Eukaryota, Viridiplantae, Streptophyta, Magnoliopsida, Brassicales, Brassicaceae.